AUGCAACAACUCCGUAGCGUUGUCGAACAUGAUGUCAAGACGUGGUCUGAGCGUCUGAGGAAAAGUAACUGGGGCACAACAAAAAGGUACGUGACGAAUCCGCUGGCUCUCGAGGCGAACCACGCGGUUAUCACAGAAUCGCUGCGCGAGCCAAAUCUUCCUGCUAAGGUGCCGGAACGUUGA
This is a messenger RNA of Verruconis gallopava, 183 nucleotides long. RefSeq lists its product as uncharacterized. Bases 1 to 183 code for a protein of 60 amino acids. NCBI's taxonomy places the organism in Eukaryota, Fungi, Ascomycota, Dothideomycetes, Venturiales, Sympoventuriaceae. The transcript has a single exon. The record is from RefSeq and is a predicted model, not a curated record.